AUGUGGCCAUUGAUAUCAUCUUCAUUGCUUCUGCUGGGACAGAUCCCACGAGUAUCAUCGUCUCCUAGUCAGUUCCGACCGGUAGAACGCUCCUCUAUAGAUACUGCCGAUGCCACGGGGUUCCAAGAGGUGCUUCAGGUAUAUCAACCGGUAUCAACUACCUCUCAUGGAACCACUGGCUGUGAUGUCGAUGUGCUGUUGAUGGACUACGAAUUUGCCGAAAGCUAUGGAGUCCCAUAUGUUGGAAGCUAUAUACCCCCAAGCUGUCGAUUUGAUACCGUCCAUAUAAACAUGACGGUCACUUCUCGUGGUGUUCAGUACGACCGUUUAGGCCUCAUGUACCUGGGAGACGUCGAGGUUUUCCGCACCUCAACCGCCGAGCCAACGUCAACUGGCGUUGUGUGGUCUUAUAUUAAAGAAAUGUCUCAGUAUAAUGUUCUGUGGCACGAACAACAGACGCUUAUCUUUGACCUGGGGAACAUUAUCACGGAUGUUUAUACUGGACCAUACAAUGUGACUUUGACAGCACAUUUCUCAUACGAAAACAAUGCAAGAACCGCCGACAUUAUUCUUCCACUGUCGGCUAGGAAAGCAUCUUCCAAUUCAUCUAGCGCCUUCACCGUGCCAGCUGAUAACACAACCGUCUCAUACACAAUUCCAGAUGCUGCAUCGCGUGCUGUUGUUUCAAUCUCUGCAUGUGGGCAGUCCGAGGAAGAAUUCUGGUGGUCUAAUGUCUUCACCGAGGAUUCAGAGGACUUUGAAGAUACCGUGGGAGAAGAAUAUGGAUACUCUCCUUUCCGAGAGAUCCAACUCUACAUCGACGGGAUCCUUGCCGGUGUUGUCUGGCCUUUCCCCAUCAUCUUCACUGGCGGUGUGGCACCUGGUUUUUGGCAUCCUAUCGUCGGCAUUGAUGCUUUCGAUCUUCGGCAGUCAGAAAUUGACAUCUCGCCAUUUUUGCCGCUGGUUCAAGAUGGCCAAGAGCAUGCAUUUGAGAUCAGAGUCACCGGUCUGAAUGUUUCCAGUGACGGCACUGCUAUUCUCGCCAAUACCGUAAACUCAUACUGGGUGGUUACCGGAAACAUUUUCCUCUAUACCGAUAGCGAUGAUAAAAGCACAUCUGCUGUGACCACUAGAGAAGCGAGCCAAGCCACCGCCCCAGUCGUGGAAGCACCCGAGCCAAAGUUUACUAUCACUCGAGACCUUGUACAAAACGAGAGCUUGUCAUACUCAGUGGUAGCUGAGAGGACAUUCAAGUCCACUUCCUCCAAGUAUGCCUGGUCACAGACACUCUCGUUCUAUAACUAUGGGUACCUCAACCAAGCCGGGUAUAGCCAGGUGAACAAGCAGCUCACGUCAGGUAAAAAUACCAUUGCUAAACUUGGCGAGAACUCAAGCUCCAAUGAGACAACCUUCAGCUAUCCUUUGCUGGUCAAUGCAACCUACGGUCUGACAUCUGACUCUGAGACCAUUGAGUCUUGGAUGGAGCGAGGUCUUGAAAUCGAGUCCACUGGCGGUCCAGGCAUAUCUACAUUUACCAUGAACUCUGGGCCUUUUAAGCUUUCCACAACUCAGUCUGGGAAAGCAUACUAUGGAGCCGUCUCCGGAGAAAACACAACUUCCACAGGCACUACACUGGAUGAUUUUCAAAGUACAGCAAAUGGAGUAGAAUACUCAAGGACUGUCAAGGCCAGUGGAGGUAGUGUGGUUUCUGACAGCCAAUCUGAUAGUCAAGAGAAAACAUCAUCUCAUAGCACUGGUACUAUUGGAAGAGGCAGUGUGAGAAGUAUGCUAGGUAGAGGGCCAGGCAGUCUUGUGUCCUACUAG
This is a messenger RNA of Penicillium verhagenii, 1824 nucleotides long. RefSeq lists its product as uncharacterized. The record is from RefSeq and is a predicted model, not a curated record. The transcript has 2 exons. NCBI's taxonomy places the organism in Eukaryota, Fungi, Ascomycota, Eurotiomycetes, Eurotiales, Aspergillaceae. Bases 1 to 1824 code for a protein of 607 amino acids.